This is a messenger RNA of Pyrenophora tritici-repentis Pt-1C-BFP, 888 nucleotides long. RefSeq lists its product as uncharacterized. NCBI's taxonomy places the organism in Eukaryota, Fungi, Ascomycota, Dothideomycetes, Pleosporales, Pleosporaceae. The record is from RefSeq and is a predicted model, not a curated record.
AUACCUCAUAUUCGCCUUUUUCCUUGGCUGGACAGCUUAGUUGGACACUCAAUAGCCAUGAGGAUGCCGACGGCUGUUUCUGACGCGGAACUCUCUCCCAUCCCGCGUUGCCAACGAACCUGGACUGAGAUUACGUCAUUGCGUCACUUGUUGGAGGCUUCCAAGGUUGUUUAUACGAACUGAAAGAACAAAUAUAAGACCGUUAUUCACGCUUCAAUCGUCGUCCAUCUAUCCCAGCAGAUCCAUCAUCCUUGACAACACCCUUGUGCCACGCUAUCUGUACAAUCCCGCGAUUAGAAGUAACCAGAAAAGAUGACUACAACCCCAAUUCAUUCCACCGGUCGUGGAGGUGCUGGCAACAUUGGACCUGACACCAGCGUAUACACUGACGGAGGCCUCGUCCGUGAGGGUAUCCAAGGCGAAUCAGCAGACGGCGAAUUCUCAACUGGCCGUGGGGGAGCCGGAAACAUCGGUCAAUCGCCUCGCGUUGGACCACAGUCUGAUGACGGACGUCGUCGCUCAGUAGACAUGGUCCCAGAAAUCAACCAGCGGAAUGCACAGGACGAAUUCCACACUGGCCGAGGUGGCGCCGGUAACGUAUACAAGGAAAAGCACGGCGGCCACUCACACUCUCCCGAGCGCAAGGGCCUGGGCGAGAAGGUGAAGCAGGCGCUUCAUCUCGACAAGAAGAAGGAACAUGAAACAUCUCCUUUGGCUAAGAACGAGACCUCUAUUUGAUUGUGAUACCCCGAUUGGAUGCUUUUGAUGGAGGAUCUCGUAAUGGGAUAAGCGUUCAUGAUACCUACCUCAGGCUAUGGGCUAUGAGCCAACCUAGUUUUCCUUUGCAGUCAUAGUCUUCUAAACUCGAUUGUAUAUCCUCUUUCAUGA